CAAUAUUAGCAUUUUAUAAUUGAUAAUUGUUUGUUUGGAAAGCAAUUCGUCACUUGCAAAAUGUCAACCAAACGAGGAAAUAAAAGUAGCGCUAAGCACGCCGAAAAGGCUGAUAAGAAGCGUGAAUGUUCACCUACAGCAGAAGAAAAAUCUUUGUCAAUCGAAGAGAAACUAGCUUUAGUGGAGAAAGAAUUCUGUGUAUUGCGUGAUUUUUGUUUAAAAUCUGGAUACAGUCCACUUCAAAUUGAAGAAGCCACCACUCCUUUUCUAAAUAGCAUCAAAAAAGCUAAACGUAAGAAAUGGGCCCGCUUCGUCGUACAGUUUUUCAUGUUUGUCAUUUUCGCUUAUGGUCUUUUCUCUUAUGACCCCGUCUAUAGAGUUCUGCUUGCAUACGGUCGACAAACAAGUAUCAAGCUGUUGCCAGUUUGGGAUUGGACUAGAAUGUUUUAUAAAGAAUGUCUACUUAAUAAUCCUUACUACAAUGGAGUUGACUUGAAAGAAGAAGAUUGUGGUAUUUGUGAAAACUUUGAACCAAUUGCUCAUGUGACAAACAUCAGUGCAGAAGAAGUUGUCGAGAAGUACAUUUACUCUGAGAAACCAUUGAUCGUUUCAGACGGCAUUGAAGAAGGCUCAUUAUUCCAGAACCUUUCUAUACAACUACUUGAAGAGCUUUACCAUAAUCAUCCAAUUCUUGUUGACUAUGAACCUUGUUCCUUUCGGAGUAACUUUAAAAAACAGUAUCUUUAUCCUCAUACCAUCUUGAAAAAAGCUGUUUCUGGAGAACUCACUGGUUAUUAUGCUCACUGGGAAAAUUGUUUCAAGCCAGCAGCGAAAGUGUUCCGUGAAUAUUACAAAAGACCUUACUUUUUAUCUCCAGUUGUCCAGAUGGAUGAUACUAACUGGAUAUACAUAUCAUCAGGUUUUAAAAGUACAACUUUCAGACCAAUUGAUAUCAAGUCAACAUUAAUUAUCCUAAUUCAAGCAAAAGGUCAGAUAAAUUUUCAGCUUAGCCCCAAAAACCCUUGCGGUAAUCUGUGCCCUGUUCUGAAUGGUAUCCUCGAUGAAGGAGAAAUUUUAUUAUUCGUACCAUUCAUAUGGUCUAUGGAAUAUCUGCCAUCAGAGGAGGAAGAAAAUCUUUCUGUUGGUAUUGGAGCAAAUUUUGAUCGAUUCUAACAUUCCAUUUCGAUUGAAGACAAUUGGAUUUCUAUCGGACACUCUACUUCAUAACGGAACUUUUCAAUUAUUUCAAAACUGAAGAAAAAAGAAAAAAACAGACAAGAACUACUUCAGAAUUCUUGUCUGGAAUUUACUAUUGUGAUGUUACCUUUCUGUUGUUUUGUCGUAUAUGCAACUGUGGCUUUGUGUUAAAAAUACAAUACUUUAGGUGUUUUUUACAAUUUCUUUUCCAUAUUUCAACAGAAGUAUUUUGAAGCAUUUUUUCUCUUUAAAGUGUAAUUCCUAUUAAGUUAUAUAAAUUUUAUAAUUUUAGUGCAUAGUUUUAAUAUAUAGGUAUUGGAGAUAUAUAUAUACAUAUAUAUAUAUAUAUAAGGUGAUGUUAUGUUGCCAACAUAAUGAGGGUGGAGGUGCUUAUCUCCCCCUUUGAAAACAUAAGGACAGAGAAAAUGUGUCACGGCUAACUGGAAAUGUUGUUUCCUAGGGCUAAAUAGCAGUAGCAUUCUUCCCUUUCAUGGGACUGCCACAUUAAAUUGGCAGCAUAACAUCACCUUAUCAUGGCGCUACUGUAUGAAUCUAUGAAUCUCUCUGAGAAAUUUAGAAAUGCAAUAUUUCUAAUUUUGUAGAUUAUUGAAUUUAUUUCACGGUUUUGUGUAUAUAGUUUAUAUUAGGUUUAUAUCUCUUUUUAUAAUAAGUUUUUAACUUUUUUAAAAAUUCUUUUAGUUACUACUAAGUUAAAAAAGUUUCACUUAGUAUCAACCUAUAUUGUAUUGCAUUAACUAUUAUAAAUUUUGUUAUAUUUAUUCUUAUACUAUAGUUAGUAUUAUUCUUAACUUCUAUUUUCUAAUAGAUACAAAUCUAAGUAUUUUAUAACUGGUUAUCAUGAACUAUUGACACAUAAGGCACCACUUAAAUAUUUCGUCUUCAUUUAGUGUAUCUUGUGUAGGAUUGUUUAAGGAAGG
Molecule: messenger RNA, 2135 nt
Organism: Octopus sinensis (East Asian common octopus)
Lineage: Eukaryota; Metazoa; Mollusca; Cephalopoda; Octopoda; Octopodidae
Exons: 7
Coding region: 61-1173 (370 amino acids)
Source: RefSeq, a predicted model, not a curated record